UCAUAAACUUUCGGGAAUAACACAAACCGCAGUGAUGGCGAUGUUUACAAUCGUGAGAAGGUUUUCUCCAAGAAAUAUUUGCUUAACAAGGGCAUUUCUGUCUUUGAAACCACGGGAGAACUAUGCAGCAAGUAUUUUUGCAGCGAAAUCAAGAUGUUACUCCCACCCAGUGAGUCAUGAUGAACUGAGAACGAUGACCAAGUCGGAGUGGGAGGAACGACUUACACCUGAACAGUUCUCAGUAUGCAGAGAGCAGUGCACAGAACCGCCAUUCAGUGGCGAGUUUAACAGUCACUAUGAAAAGGGCAUGUACACCUGUGUUUGCUGUGGUACAGAUCUUUUCAGCUCAAAGUCAAAAUAUGAUUCUGGUACAGGAUGGCCGUCAUUUUCCGAUGCCUACAAAAGUGACAAAGGCCUUUCAAACAUCAUUGAACGUCCAGAGAACAGCCUAGACCAGAGCACAUUUCGAACAGAAGUCAUUUGCAGAAAGUGUGAUUCUCAUCUUGGCCAUGUUUUUGAUGACGGUCCAGAGCCAGAAGGGAAACGAUAUUGCAUCAAUAGUACCGCACUUGGAUUCAGUCCAGAUUCAAAUUAAUAUUGGUGUAUAACAGUUGACAAUGUGUGAAAGUGUUUUUUAUCCAACCAUCCACUCAACUCUUUAAAAAGUAUUGUUAGCAUUGGUCCGACGGAUUCACUAAAAGUGCCCCAAAUCAUAUUUUUUGACCCCAGGAUUUAGAGAAAAAUAGUUGCAUUUAUUUCUGUACAUUAAUUCCCUUCCAGGAUUUCAUAUAUUCUCUAUCUACCGGGUAUCGUUCCACUGAAAACAGUCCAGUAUUGUCAUUGCUUUGGAUUUGUUGGCAGCAGAGAGUGAAAAAACUUAUUUUAGGCCAUAACUAUAAAACCGUAUGUAUACAUUAUAAAUUAACUUGGUAGUCAUGUUACCAGAGACAAUAUACUUCUGUAUAGCAGGGCCCAUAACUCUGCCCUUAUUAAAGUUAUGCACAUUGUUUCACUGAAAUACCUACAGCAGAAGAGCAUUGAUGUUUGCUUUGCGGUGCUCUUGUCUUAAGAUAGCCGUGGUUAUGAACCAUCCAGACUAAUCACGGUGUAUAUUUGUAUUUUUGAUAAUGGAAGUGUUCUUGUAUUCUUGGGCAUAUAUGCUUGACGUGUUUCUGUAGAUCUGUGUUUCAACUGUAUAUGUUUUUGGCUCAUUAGUUGAAUUUAAUGUAGUAUAAAUCUUUGUUAAACAGCAUUAUAUCUAUCUAUAUAUAUAUAUUAAUUUUGUAGGUACAUGACCGUGCAAGUUGUGAAGUAACUAGUUUAGUUGUGUUUAUUUUAAAAUCAGUUGUUUUUUCAGGGGUUUACCAUGAGCAUUCUUGUUCUGAAAGUUGGGUCCGUAUUCCCUUACGACUUGAGUGUGAGUUUGAAUAUGAACCCUGUUUCAGUCCUACUUACAUGUUUAUUCAUGUAUAUACCGUUAAUUUCCAGUAUUAGCUGUGUAAUUUAUUUCAACUUCUGUGUACCGGUAAAUUUUAAAAGGCUACUAGCAUAAUGCAAUCUUAUGGCUGUUUAAACAUACUUGAUGAAAUUAGAUCAUUUAAUAUAGCAUUAAAUAGCAUGAUGUUAUUUUAGAAUUUUAAAUGGAUUCCAUAAGGUCAAAUUUUCAUUGCUUUAAAUGCACAUGUUUUUUCUACACAUGUAUGUUUAGCGUUUGAUUUGUGUUUUGUUAUUUGUUAAGUGUAAUAAUUUCAGAAAAAUUUAGUCGGUUGUUUGAAACUAUUUUUUGGUUACUUUAUGCUGGAGACAUUAAUAUGAGAAUUAUGUCGGGGAUAUUUAAAAUACAUGAUAUGGAAAUAUAUUUUAUUUUGGCUGAAAAAAAGGCUGCAUACUUAUUAUUAAAAAUGUUAGACGACUGUUCCCGCGACUUAAAUUCUAACAGUAAAUGUGAGGGCCAAAUAAAAAAAUCAAGCGUAGAAUUACCGAAAAGGUAUUAAAGGUACAAGAGUUAACUUUCUUUUACAGUAAUAAAGAUUUUUGAAGCAAAAAUUGCAAAUUCAAGCAUUGAUUUUACUAAACAUGUUGAAUAAACUUCCAUCAAACAGAAAUAGUAAAGGGACAUUUUUCAGCCUUUACGACCUUGUUGCUGUGCCCUUUAGAUGGGGGAAUUUUAGCCUUUUAGCUGUUCCCUUCUAGGGGGAAAUUGAAUUGUUAAUAUUGUACCAUCAUCAACAUUGUAUGAUGUUGAUGUCACUUCCUGGUUAUAAAUUGAUUUUUGUCUACUGUUGAAGGUGUAAUGCAGAAACAUUAAGAUAUAAAAGUUAAAAAAAAAUGUUUGUGUGAUUAUAUACCGAAUACAAAGACAUAAUAUUGAUUAGCUUCUUUUCAAAUAGUAAGCCUGUUACCAUUGGAAGUGGUGGAACACCUUGAUGAUUAUUGGAGCAGAACAGAACCAAAUAUGGUAUCAUCAAACUCCCUUUCCAGUCAGUAACUUUCCAAUGACUUGUUUUUCACAUUUGUCAAGAUUAGUAGAUGCCCCUUAUUGAUUUUGAGAUCAUUAGAUAAAACUUUAAGGUCAUGGUCUCGACCUUUCAAGUCUAUCUCUGGAAUGAGGGACUUUAAACUUGGUGAACACAUUGGUCAUGAUCAGUAGAUGACCCCUAUUGAUUUUGGGGUCAAUAGGUCAACAGUCACGGUGAUCUUUACUAGAACAAUUGUGGGAAAACAAAUGACAGGGGACAUAUCCAAUUGGAGGAAUUUUAGAUAGUUCCUUAGUAUUCAAUGGCUUUGGUACUGGUGUAAAACACCCCAUGAAAUAAGGGCUACAUAUUUUAGUAGUUUCUGAAAACAGUCCAGGUUAAGCCACAAACAAACAAUUUCAGCAUGUCUGUUUUUUUUCGAAGAAAAUAAGUUUCGGUAUUUGUAAUUGUUUUGGUUUUUCUUUAUUAGGUUAAUGAUUUGUUCACAAUAAUAAUGUAAUGGUGUAUUUCUGUUAAUUUUGGUGUAAGUUCUUGUUUUAUGACUGUUUAAGAUACAAUUGUGAAUGGUGCUGAAAAUUAUAGUUUACGUAUGCCAUGUUACAAUGUUGUGUUGGUCUUAUAAAUACAGUAGAAUCCCAUUGGCUUAAACUCUCUUGUCUCGAAUUUCUCAAUGGCUCAAAGUAAAUGUGAAGGACAGAUUCCUUUAUGCUGAACGUAAGCAUUCCCGCUUGACUCGAAUGUUCCGAGGUUUGAUGUAUUUUCGCUGGUCCCUUGGAGUUUGAGCCAACAGGAUUCGAAUGUAUGGCAUUUUGGGGCAAACUUAAAUUACUCUUGGUGAAAUCUGAUUGUUUCACUUAAUUUCUAUGAUGUAGAAUUGGUUGUAAGGAUUAGAACAUGAACAUAUAUGCCAAUUGUUCAUCAUUUUGAACUGAGGAAUAAUGUUCACAAAUAAUUCAAUCAAUAUUUUUCUAUAAUGUAUAAUGGUAUAUUUGGCAGCUACAGUUAACAGCUUCUUUCAGGCAACCAUUUCCAUAACUUUGUACUUAAAUAUCUGCAGUAGUUAUAUGAAAAUCGCAUGAGAAUAUAUUUUAUUAUGAUACCUGUCAAGCUUCAAAAUACAUGAGUAUGUGUCUUUCCUAUUUAAGUUAAAUCCAAAGUAAUCAGAUGUCUUUUGUGCGGUGCUGUUGUAUCUUUCAUUGUUUUACGCUUGCCUUCAGGGUGGUGGGGAUGGGGGUGCUGGAGGGGUGUAAGAAAAAAUAUAAGUGUGAUAGCCUUGGUGUCAGCAGCAUCAGGAGGGUAGUCCAUGCUGUGCAAGUCUUUGAUCUUGGCCAGACCUCAAAAUCCAUUCAAGAUAUUUGAAUGAAACUGGGUACACAAAAGUCAUGCUUCCUGAGAUAUUAUGCACAGUUAUAGUUAGGCUCACAACUCUAGGAUUAAUCAUUGUCAAGUUUGAGCCUCUUGUUUGACUGAAGGCAACAGAUGGGUAUUAGCAUUCACUUUGUGGCACUCUUGUUCUAUUUUUAACUGGCAUUGCUUCUGUAAAAACAAUAAAAAAUCAUGUAGGAUAUUUUGUAGCUAAUGUGGUGGAUAUUUGUUAUGGUUUUUCUGUCUUUUGUUUGAGCUUUGGCGUGUUCACUGUUCUUUUACUGUGAAUUUGCAGUGUACACAAACAUUUCUGCUUUUUUUUAUUAUUUUUUUUUUUGUUCAAAAGUUGAUACAUGGUUGCUGGAAUUUAAAUGGUCAAAUAAUUUCUAUGGCAUUGUGUAAAACUAGCGCUACAUUAAAUAUCAGAGUUUGUUUCAUUGUGGUAUGUGUUAACAAUGUUUCUAGUGUCUGAUCCACAGAUAUGUAUUUUAAGACGCUUGGUGACCUAUAUUAUUUUUGUAUCAUUUGAAAGGGUUAUUGUACGCAGAAGAAAAUUGUAAAAAGAAUACCAAAUAUAGUUAACAAACAAGUGAUUUUGGCUUUCAAGAUGGCAAAAAACAACAACAUUUUACGUCUGUUAUCAAUUGAGAUACAAAGCAAAUAUACAAAUAUACUGUAAUAACCUUAUGUAUAAUGUACUUUAAGUCAAUUAUUUUACAUACUUGUAAUCAAUAAGCAAAUAAGAUUCAACAAUUGUAUUGGGUCGAGUAGCAUCAAACUAUAACACUAAGGUUAAUGCAGCCAUACGGUACUCGAUUCCUUAAGAUUGAUAAUUUACAGCGCUUGAACUAAUAAACUAAUUUGUUGCAAAUUGUGCUCAAUGGUAAUUAAACUUUUAUUCUGAAGCAUUGUACUGGUAAUUGUAUGAUAAAUUUAUGUGACAUAACACAAACAAAUACGAAUAGGGUAUUAACAUUUAGUAAAUGUACUUUUAUAUUGUUCAGCACUUUAGUUACAAAUAAAAAAUAUAGGAAACAGCAAAUUUUGUUUUUGUAAAAGUUGUUUUUGAUUUUGGCAAAACAUUGUGAGCUGUCUACUAAGUUAAGGCAUUAUAACACUAGUCUGUGUAAAAGUUAUGGACAAUAGUUAUCUAAGAGGAUGGUUUUAGUCCCCAGUUUGUGUACAGAACUCUCAGUGAUAUCAUUCUGUCUCUAAAGAUGUUUUUUUAUAAUGGUGGAACUAUUUAAAUGUCAUUUUCUCUUUUUGCGUGAUAUAAGCAAAUAGUUCUGCUCAACAAAAUGUUUGUUUGUGUGAAACAAUAGAUUUACAUUCAUUUGUUUAUUAAAGUUUAUAUGACAAGCAGAAUUAUUGCUCUUUGGGCGGAUAGGGGUUUAAAUAAUUAUUUAGUCUUGCAGUUUGGGUGUUAAGCCAAGCAUUUGUAGUAUAUCAAUACCUUUAUCAUUUUUGAAAUUUUGAGUACUUUGCUUAAUUGAUGUGAGGCCAAGAUUGACUUAUGUACAUAUGUCUAUACAUGUAUGUUUAAUUGAUUUCAUCCCUUAUAAUGCACUAGUCCAUUGUAACCACAGCCCCCAGGUCUAGGGAAUAGCAGGAACUUUGACUAUGCUCCAUCCAAUCCCAGGUAAAAUCCCCGCUCUGCGGGGACAAACUGCUGGUGUGUUUACAAUUGACUGGUGCAUAAUAUAUUACUUUAUAAUGCUUCUGUAAUGAUAACCAUAAUUUUUUGCAAAAUAUUGUGACUUGUCUUCUUUGUAAAAGCAUUAAUCUUUCUGAAAUGUUAUCACAUGGUCUCGGAGUUUAUACUGUGCAACUAUGGUAACUGAGUUUGUACUGAGCCACUGUGGAUACAGAGUUUGUACUGUGCCACUAUGGUAACCGAGUUUGUACUGUGCCACUAUGGUUACUGAGUUUGUACUGUGCCACUAUGGUAACUGAGUUUGUACUGUGCCACUAUGGUUCCAAGUUUGUACUGUGCCACUAUGGUUACUGAGUUUGUACUGUGCCACUAUGGUAACCGAGUUUGUACUGUGCCACUAUGGUUCCAAGUUUGUACUGAGCCACUGUGGAUACAGAGUUUGUACUGUGCCACUAUGGUAACCGAGUUUGUACUGUGCCACUAUGGUUACCGAGUUUGUACUGUGCCACCAAGGUAACUGAGUUUGUACUUUGCCACUAUGGUUACCGAGUUUGUACUGUGCCACUAUGGUUCCAAGUUUGUACUGUGCCACUAUGGUUACUGAGUUUGUACUGUGCCACUAUGGUAACUGAGUUUGUACUGUGCCACUAUGGUUACCGAGUUUGUACUGAGCCGCUGUGGUUACAGAGUUUGUACUGUGCCACUAUGGUAACUGAGUUUAUACUGUGCCACUAUGGUAACUGAGUUUAUACUGUGCAACUAUGGUAACUGAGUUUGUACUGUGCAACUAUGGUAACUGAGUUUGUACUUUGCCACUAUGGUUACCGAGUUUGUACUGUGCCACUAUGGUUACCGAGUUUGUACUGUGCCACUAUGGUUACCGAGUUUGUACUGUGCCACUAUGGUUACCGAGUUUGUACUGUGCAACUAUGUUAACUGAGUUUGAACUGUGCAACUUUGGUUACUGAAUUUGUACCAUGCUACCAUGGUUACCGAGUUUGUACUGUUCCACUAUGGUUACCGAUAUUUACUGUGCCACUAUGGUAACUGAGUUUGUACUGUGCAACUAUGGUAACUGAGUUCCUACUGUGCAACUAUGUUAACUGAGUUUGUACUGUGCCACUAUGAUUACCGAGUUUGUACUGUGUGACUAUGAUUACCUAGUUUGUACCGUUCCACUACAAUUACCGAUAUGUACUGUGCCAUUUUGGUUACCGAUAUGUAUUGUGCCACUAUGUUAACUGAGUUUGUACUGUGUAACUAUGGUAACUGAGUUUGAACUGCGCCACUAGGGUAACAGAGUUUGUACUGUGCCACUAUGGUAACAGAGUUUUUCUGUGCCACUAGGGUAACAGAGUUUGUACUGUGCCACUAUGAGAACUGAGUUUGUACCGUUCCACUAUGAUUACCGAUAUGUACUGUGCCACUUUGGUUACCUAUAUGUACUGUGCCGCUAUGUUAACUGAGUUUUUACUGUGUAACUAUGGUAACUGAGUUUGAACUGUGCCACUAUGGUAACAGAGUUUGUUAUGUGCCACUAUGGUAACAUAAUUUGUUCUGUGUAACUAUUGUAACUGAGUUUGAACUGUGCCACUAUGGUAACAGAGUUUGUACUGUGCCACUAUGGUAACUGAGUUUGUACUGUGUAACUAUGGUAACUGACUUUGAACUGUGCCACUAUGGUAACAGAGUUUGUACCGUGCCACUGUGGUAACUGAGUUUGUACCUUGUCACUAUGGUUACUGAGUUUGUACCAUGCCACUAUGGUCACUGAGUUUGUACCGUGUUACUAUGGUUACGGAUUUGUACUGUGCCACUAUGGUAACUGAGUUUGUACUGUGCCACCAUGGUCACUGAGUUUGUACUGUGCUACUAUGGUUACGGAUUUGUACUGUGCCACUAUGGUAACUGAGUUUGUACUGUGCCACCAUGGUCACUGAGUUUGUACUGUGCCACUUUGGUAACUGAGUUUGUACCGUGCCACUAUGAUAACUGAAUUUGUACCGUGCCACUAUGGUUACCGAGUUUGUACUGUGCCACUAUGGUAACUAGUUUGUACUGUGCUACUAUGGCUACCGAGUUUGUACCGUGCUUCUAUGGUUACUGAUUUGUACUGAGCCAGAAUGGUAACAGAGUUUGUAACGUGCCACUAUGAUUACCGAGUUUGUACCGUGCAACAACGGUAACUGAGUUUGUACCGUGCUACUAUGGUUGCUGAUUUGUACUGUGCCACUAUGGUUACUGAGUUUGUACUGUGCCACUAUGGUUACCGAGUUUGUACUGUGCCACUAUGGUAACUGAGUUUGUACUGUGACACUAUGGUAACUGAGUUUGUACGUGCUACGAUGGCUACUUUGCUAAAUGGUAUCAUAUAGUUAGUGAUUUUGUUACAUGAUUACUGAAAAUAUGAAAUGGCUGAACAGUUAUGAUGUAGCAAAACUUGUUUUGUUAAGAGUGUUUUUCUAUUAUGUUAAAAUAAAUCACUGUCUUUAA
Molecule: messenger RNA, 7989 nt
Organism: Mya arenaria
Lineage: Eukaryota; Metazoa; Mollusca; Bivalvia; Myida; Myidae
Product: methionine-R-sulfoxide reductase B2, mitochondrial-like
Exons: 5
Coding region: 35-595 (186 amino acids)
Biological process (GO): protein repair; response to oxidative stress
Cellular component (GO): cytoplasm
Molecular function (GO): peptide-methionine (R)-S-oxide reductase activity
Source: RefSeq, a predicted model, not a curated record